GGCAGGAAGCGGAAGCGGAAGCGGCCGCCGCGGCGCUAGCACUGACGUGUCUCUCGGCGAGGCGCGGCGCCCCGGAGCAGGCCGGCCGGCAGCGGAGCCGCCCUCGGAGCGCAGCGGAGCCGGAGCCGAGCAGCCGCCGCCAUGGCGAUCAAGUUCCUGGAAGUCAUCAAGCCCUUCUGUGUCAUCCUGCCCGAAAUCCAGAAGCCGGAGCGGAAGAUCCAGUUUAAGGAGAAAGUGCUAUGGACCGCCAUCACCCUCUUCAUCUUCCUGGUGUGCUGCCAGAUCCCCCUGUUUGGAAUCAUGUCUUCAGACUCGGCCGACCCUUUCUACUGGAUGAGAGUGAUCCUCGCCUCUAACAGAGGCACACUGAUGGAGCUGGGUAUCUCUCCCAUUGUCACCUCCGGCCUCAUCAUGCAGCUCUUGGCUGGCGCCAAAAUCAUUGAAGUUGGUGAUACCCCAAAAGACCGAGCCCUCUUCAAUGGAGCCCAAAAGUUGUUCGGUAUGAUCAUCACCAUCGGGCAGUCCAUCGUGUACGUGAUGACGGGCAUGUACGGGGACCCUUCCGAAAUGGGCGCCGGGAUCUGCCUGCUGAUCACCAUACAGCUCUUUGUUGCUGGCCUGAUUGUCCUGCUUCUGGAUGAACUGCUGCAGAAGGGGUAUGGCCUGGGCUCAGGGAUCUCCCUGUUCAUCGCCACAAACAUCUGCGAGACCAUCGUGUGGAAGGCGUUCAGCCCCACCACUGUCAACACCGGCCGAGGAAUGGAGUUUGAAGGCGCCAUCAUCGCGCUGUUCCACCUGCUGGCCACGCGCACCGACAAGGUCCGAGCCCUUCGCGAGGCAUUCUACCGCCAGAAUCUCCCCAACCUCAUGAAUCUGAUCGCCACUAUCUUUGUCUUUGCGGUGGUCAUCUACUUCCAGGGCUUCCGCGUGGACCUGCCCAUCAAGUCAGCCCGGUACCGAGGCCAGUACAACACCUACCCCAUCAAGCUCUUCUACACCUCCAACAUCCCCAUCAUCCUGCAGUCCGCCCUCGUGUCCAACCUCUACGUCAUCUCCCAGAUGCUGUCCGCCCGCUUCAGUGGCAACCUGCUGGUCAGCCUGCUGGGCACCUGGUCUGACACUUCUUCCGGCGGUCCAGCACGUGCCUAUCCCGUGGGUGGCCUUUGCUAUUACCUGUCCCCUCCGGAGUCUUUCGGCUCCGUCUUGGAAGACCCCGUCCAUGCCGUCGUGUACAUAGUGUUCAUGCUGGGCUCCUGCGCCUUCUUCUCCAAGACGUGGAUUGAGGUCUCGGGCUCGUCUGCCAAGGAUGUGGCAAAGCAGCUGAAGGAGCAGCAGAUGGUGAUGAGGGGCCACCGAGAGACGUCCAUGGUCCACGAACUCAACCGGUAUAUCCCCACGGCCGCGGCCUUCGGCGGGCUGUGCAUCGGGGCCCUCUCCGUGCUGGCGGACUUCCUGGGCGCCAUCGGGUCUGGCACUGGGAUCCUGCUCGCAGUCACCAUCAUCUACCAGUACUUUGAAAUCUUCGUAAAGGAGCAGAGUGAGGUCGGCAGCAUGGGGGCUCUUCUGUUCUGAGUGUGGCCCUGGACCAGGCGGCGUGCUCCUCGAUGGCCAGCAGGGGAACGAGGAGGCCGCGCUGUGUGCGCUCCCGCACGAGGACUUCGGUUUCGUAACACGUUUGAAUUUCAUGUUCUUCCAUUCCACUUUCUAAAGUGCUAGAAAUUUUCCAAUUUGAAGUUUUGCUUUUCACUCUGGCAUUGGCAGCAGAACUGUAGAAGCCGUGUCUUACUCAGCCGACUGCCAGGAUUGACUGUCCCCGUGUCCUUGUCGCUUGUGUGUCGGCGCCUGCAGUGGUCUCGGCUGCUCCCCCACGAAGGGCACGUCCUGUUGGUUAAAAGCACAAACAUUGUUGAAAUGUCUCCGUCUCGGGUGGCAGGAGGGCGGGCUCCUGGGAGCGGGCUGUGUUUUCUGGUGCGUGUGGGCCGCUCGCUGGUGUGUCCCCUUCACAAUCAAGCAGGAACAUCAGGUCUGAGAGAGUUUCUCUGGAAGACACAAUUGUUUUCCCUUUUAAAAGUCGUUUUUUAGGUCAGAGCUUCUUCCUAAAGAGAGGGACAAAUUUCCAGAAGACACUCUUGGCCCAUCUGUGCGUUUUUCUGCCUGUGUCUGUUGGCUGAGCUGGCUCUGCCAUCUCUGUCCUCAGUGAUGGAGCUGGGCCGCGAUGCCGCCGCUUUGCCGAAUCUCGCUAGCGGACAUGGUGCGUAGGACCCCGAGGUGCUGCCUGUCCAGUUCCUCCCGCUGUCGCUGAACUUGCAGCCCUUCCCUCUCCACUCGCCCUGGAGAGGGGAGGUGCUGUGGCCGGCCUCAGACGCUACCUUCUAGGCUGAAGACUUCCUACUUGUAUUUUUUUAGAACAUUUUUUUACUGUGCUUAGGACCAAAUGCAAGUGAAGUAAAUGACAAGAUGCCUCUGAUCUCUGCUUUCGCCAGAACUGCCCAGCAGAGAAGAGGGCUCAGGCCCUAGAUCCAUGGUGAAAUCAGGGUCAGAGAGAUUGGUUUUUUUGCUAAGUUUCACUCAUGUUUGAUAUAAAAAGACUCACAAUUAUGUCUGAGAUAAAUUGUAUUUGCAGUAACAGGUGACCCAGAUCUUAGGAAUCAGAACCCUCUCCAAGGCCUUUAGGGAGGUCCCUCUCGGGAGCCAGCAGCCCUUGGCUUGCAAGGACAGCAGAGUUGGGCCCCGCAUUUCUCCCUGGAGGGAGCCCCAGAGGGGAGUGCAGCCCCUCGCAGAGAGCAGACCCCACCAGCAGCGGCACAGUGGCCUUCGAAGCACAGAGCCAGCAGAGGUGGCCACCUUGGCACCUGAGCCCAGAGGGGCUUGAGACCUCACUCGCCAUGCCGCCCAGGAAAUACCAACCAAGGGGCGAGGAGAGACUUGCCCAGCACCUCCCGCAGCCCGUCGACCCCAGGCCAGGGCGCCCACCACACCACACGUGGCCUUGUCCGACCCAGUCCCGAGUGGAGACCGGACGCCCCUGCAGCCCUGCUGCCGCCUCGGACCACUGUGUGGCUCACAGAGUCACUGGUCACAGGGGGUGGGGCUGACCCCAGCUUCCAGGGGACUGUCACUGUGGACGCCAAAAUGGCAUAACUGAGAUAAGGUGAAUAAGAGACAAAUAAAGCCAACUUUUUACAAGC
This is a messenger RNA of Hippopotamus amphibius kiboko, 3188 nucleotides long. RefSeq names its product SEC61 translocon subunit alpha 1 (gene SEC61A1). Lineage: Eukaryota; Metazoa; Chordata; Mammalia; Artiodactyla; Hippopotamidae. The record is from RefSeq and is a predicted model, not a curated record. Gene Ontology annotation, molecular function: ribosome binding; signal sequence receptor activity; transmembrane protein transporter activity. Gene Ontology annotation, cellular component: Sec61 translocon complex; membrane. Gene Ontology annotation, biological process: post-translational protein targeting to membrane, translocation; SRP-dependent cotranslational protein targeting to membrane, translocation. The transcript is spliced from 12 exons. Bases 142 to 1572 code for a protein of 476 amino acids.